Nothoprocta perdicaria is the source of this 9523-nucleotide messenger RNA. It is a transcript of the gene EEA1, whose product is annotated as early endosome antigen 1. Gene Ontology annotation, cellular component: early endosome. The record is from RefSeq and is a predicted model, not a curated record. Gene Ontology annotation, molecular function: metal ion binding; 1-phosphatidylinositol binding. The transcript is spliced from 30 exons. Bases 1 to 4431 code for a protein of 1476 amino acids. Gene Ontology annotation, biological process: endocytosis. Lineage: Eukaryota; Metazoa; Chordata; Aves; Tinamiformes; Tinamidae.
AUGAAAUCGCGGCUUCAGAAAUGGGGGUUGUUUCAACCCCAGCCCUCCUGCCCCAAGUCCCCGGGGGGGUUUUGCCCCAGCGGGGGCCCCUGGGGGCUCUUCCCUGCGGAGCUGCGAGUGCGGGAGCACUGGGGGGACAGCGGGGCGCCGAGGGCGCUGGGGCUGACGGAGCUCGGCCUGCCUGCCAAUAUGGAGAAAUUUCUCUAUGGAGAAACCGAAAUUAGAUCAAUUCCGACUCCGGGCAGAGUUGGGUCUCAGAGCUCUGACUCAGAUUCAUCUGCUGCACCAGGAAAUGCUGUGGACGUGAACAACGAAGGCUCCUCCGAGGGCUUCAUCUGUCCACUAUGUAUGAAAGUGUGUGUAACUCCUACUGAUCUGUGUGAACAUUACCAGAAUGAGCACUCUGGGACAGAAAGGAGAAGACAGGAGCUUCGUGACCUUCCAACUGUCACUGGCUUUAUUUGUCCUCUGUGUAUGAAGUCUCAUGGAUCAGCUGAGGAGCUGUUCAAGCACUAUGAAGCAGUUCAUGAUUCUGGCAUUGAUUCAACUCACGGAGGGGAAAGUCAUCUGUCACCGAGCAGAGAUGAAGUAUCACUGCUCCGACAAGAAGUCCAGGACCUGCAAGCCUCACUGAAGGAGGAGAGAUGGUACUCAGAAGAGCUGAAGAAAGAACUAGAAAAAUUGCAGGGGCAGCAGCAGCAAGAUUCUAAGUCUGAUGGAUUGACAACAGCUACAUCUGCAGAAUCAUUAGAACAUCAACUAGAAGAGAUCCAAGUAGAAAAUUUUAAUAUUAAGCAAAUGAAAGACUUAUUUGAGCAGAAAGCAGCACAGCUGGCCACUGAAAUUGUGGAACUUAAAGCAAAAUACGAUGAAGAAACCAGUCUUCGGGAAGGUGCAGAACAGAAAGUGACAAACCUGACACAAGAACUGCAGAAAGAGAGAAAUACCGUAGAAGACUUAAAGACAGAACUGCUGCAAAGGCCUGGUCUGGAGGAUGUGGCUGUCCUGAAAAAGGAGCUGGUCCAAGUUCAGACACUGAUGGACAAAAUGACUUUGGAGCGUGAAAGAGAAUCUGACAAGCUGAAAGAUGAAUGCAAGCACUUGCAGGCAGAGCAGGCUAACUCAGAGGCUACCAUUAACCAGCUAAGAGCUGAACUUGCCAAAGGACCUCAGGAAGUAGCUGUGUAUGUCCAGGAGCUGCAAAAACUUCAAAGUUCAAUCAAAGAGCUAGAACAGAAAAACCAGAAUCUGAUGGAGAAGCUGCUGAAGAAAGAGCUGGAUUACACGCAGCUAGAAGAGAAACACAAUGAAGUGUCUGUGAGUAAGAAGAACGUGCAGGCAAGCUUUCACCAGAAGGACCUGGACUGCCAGCAGCUUCAGGCCAGGCUGUCUGCGUCUGAAGCCUCGGUGCAGAGGUUACAGACAGAGCUGGGUGAGAAGGCAGAAGCGAACCAAAAACUGAAAGAAGAAUUGUCUGAAGUGGAGACAAAGUACCAGCAUCUCAAGGCAGAAAGCAAACAGCUCCAGCAGCAGAGGGAGGAAAAAGAACAGCAUGGCCUACAGCUCCAAAGUGAGCUCAGUCAGUUGCACAAUAAACUUCUCGAGACAGAGCGCCAGCUAGGGGAAGCGCACGGGCGGCUUAAGGAACAGAGACAGCUCUCCAGUGAAAAACUAAUGGACAAAGAACAGCAAGUGGCUGAUUUGCAAUUAAAACUUUCUCGUGCUGAAGAGCAGCUAAAGGAAAAAGUGGCAAAUUCCACUGAAUUACAACAUCAGCUGGAUAAAGCAAAACAGCAGCACCAGGAACAGCAGACACAUCAGCAAAACACUACRGCAAAGCUACGAGAAGCCCAGAAUGAUUUGGAGCAAGUGCUACGACAAAUCGGAGAUAAGGACCAAAAAAUACAAAAUCUUGAGGCCUUGCUUCAAAAGAGCAAGGAAAACAUCUCCUUGCUAGAAAAGGAAAGAGAGGACUUAUAUGCAAAAAUUCAAGCUGGUGAAGGAGAAACUGCAGUUCUUAACCAGCUACAAGAGAAAAAUCAUGCAUUACAAAUACAGGUAAUAACUCAGAGAUCUACUUCCUUUCUGUUAUUGUCGUUAUUGCAUCUUACUUCCUUAGCUUGUGUGAAAGCAAAGACUGAAUUGCUGCUUUCAGCAGAGGCAUCAAAAGCUGCCCAGAGAGCAGAUCUUCAGAAUCACCUGGACACUGCGCAGCAYGCACUGCAGGAUAAGCAACAGGAGUUAACUAAGGUCAGCACUCAGUUGAAUCAGGUUACGGCUAAGCUGAACGACAAGCAGGAAUACUGUGCUCAGCUGGAAGCCAAUAUCAAAGAGUACAAAGAGCAACAUCUUAAUUUAGAACAGAAAACUGAAGAGCUGGAGGGACAGCUUAAGAAACUUGAAGCUGACAUUUCUGAAGCUAAAGCAAGCAAAGAGCAAGCUCUGCAGGAGUUACAGCAGCAGCGACAGCAGUCUACAGAACUAGGCCUCCGAACAGCAGAGCUGAGUAAACAACUUGAAGCUGAAAAAGAAGUUGUGUCUAGUACUAAAAUGGAGUUACAGGAGAAGUCUGAGGCCCUUGAACAAGCGAAAAAGCAAAUUUUGAAGCAGGAGGAGGAGAAGACCAGCCUCAAACAAGAUCUUGAGAAAUCAAAUCAAGAUACAAGUAAACAGCUCAAGGAAUUGGAUUGUAGAAUGCAAGCAGCAACAUCAGAGCUACAACAAAUGAAAUUAGAGAAGGAAAGUCUAUUAAAGGACCUUACGGUUACCAAAGAAAAGCUUUCCAAGAGUUCUGAAUCCUUUAGAAAAAAAAAGGAAGAAUUAGAAAAAGAAAUACAGAAAGGAAAAACAGCUGUGUCAGAAAUGGAAAAAUCUUGCCAAGAAGUAAAACAUCAGCUUCAGGUACAAACAGAGUCUGUAGCUAAAGAAAGGAAUGAACUGAAAAACUCACUGGAAAAGAAGGAGGGGAUUUCUAAGCAGUUGUCGAUAGAACUUGAUUCAGCACGGGCGCAAGUACUGGAAGUUCAGGGUCUUCUAAAAGAGAAAGAAAAAAGUGAGCAGCAUCUCCAGGGAAAGCUGAGAGAGCUGAAGGAAUCCUUUGAACAGAAGAAAAGGCACAGUGAAACACUGCAAGCUGAAUUAAAAACUGCCCUUUUAGAAAAGGCAGAACUAGAGAAUAAACUGCAACAACAGAUGAUAUUGUCAGCACAGGAACUUAAAGCAGAGAAAGGAAAACUAGUAGACUUACAGAAGACCCAUGAAAAACACCAGCAAAACAUGGAAAAACUUCAGCUGGACCUUUAUGGGAAAGAGUCUGAGCUGCUGGCAACCAGGCAAGACCUUAAGUCCACAGAAGAAAAACUUGCUCUGGCUCAAGAAGAAUUAGUUUCAAGCAGAAACCGAAUUGCUAGUAGUAACCAGCAGAUCCAGGAACUUAAGAAAGCGAAGUCUACACUGGAACAGGAUUUAUCAAAGAAGGAGCAGCAGCUGUGUGAGAAGACCAAAAUGUUGCAGGAUCUUCAGAAUGACAAGAUUUUGAAAGAGAAGGACUUGGCUAAUGAAAAAUGUAAAACAACAGAGCUCCAGGAAAUAAGGAGUAGACUUGAAAAAGAAAGUGCCAAGCUGAGUGAAGAGCUUAGAACCUGCAAGCAAGAAUUUGAGAAGGAGGUGACAAAUCUCAAGGAUGCAAAGCAAUUGUUGAUUCAACAGAAAUUAGAACUGCAGGGCAAAGUAGAUAAUAUGAAUUCAGCACUAGAACAAGAGAAAAAAGCCCAACAAGUGAUCAAAGAUCAGCUGAAAAAGAGAGAAGAAGAACUGAAGAAAGCUUGUACUGAAAUUGAAACGAAACUGAACACAGAGAUAAAAGAUAAAGAAGAAGAAAACCGGAAACAUGAGGAAAAAGAGACCAAGCUGAACAUGCAGGUCACAGCUCUGAAYGAAAACUUGGCCACCAUGAAGAAAGAGUGGCAGAGCAGCCAGAGGAGAGUGAGCGAGCUGGAGAAACAGACGGAUGAUCUACGUGGGGACAUAGCUGUCUUGGAAGCGACAGUGCAGAAUAACCAGGAUGAGAGAAGAGCAUUGCUGGAGAGGUGUAUAAAAAGUGAGGGAGAAAUUGAAAAGCUUCAAACCAAACUUGUAGAAAUGAAGAAAAAGCUGGACAACACUACGGCUGCAAUGCAGGAGCUAGGCCGAGAAAACCAGUCACUACAGAUCAAACAAACCCAAGCUCUCAAUAGGAAGUGGGCAGAAGACAACGAGGUACAGAAUUGUAUGGCCUGUGGGAAGGGCUUUUCGGUGACAGUGAGAAGGCAUCACUGUAGAAAAUGUGGAAAUAUCUUUUGUGCUGAGUGCUCAGCAAAGAAUGCCUUAACUCCCUCUUCUAAGAAGCCUGUCCGGGUCUGUGAUACUUGCUUUAAUGACUUGCAAGGAUAACUGACUUACCUUGGGUGACAAGGAUAAGUUACACUAAAGUUUAGAAUUUCUGUCGAUGCACUUCGUUCCGCACUCAGACUACUAUUCAGUUUGGACAAUGAUUGUAACACUUGGCAAAAAUUAGUAUAUUUUAAAAUGUUUAUUGAUACCAAGUAAAACUAUUGUAUUUUUUGUGAGACAUGGGCUCRGAUCAUCCAUAGCUUAUUGCCAUUUAUCCUGGAAAGAGCUUCUAGGUCUAGAUAGAAAUACCCAGUUAUUUGUAAAUAAAGUUUAAACAGAGGAGUAACAAUGUAUUUUUUUAUCUUUUCUUUUGUUCAAGAGAAACAGCGUUUAUGUGAUAUUGCAGUUUAUUCUUGUUUCCGUCAAAGAAAAAGGAAGAUGCAAAAAUCUGUGAGGAUUUUGUGUAUCAAAUGUUGCUGUAAUGACAUAACUAAUUGUUGCAUCUGAUCGCAUAGCUGAUGUUUUUUACAAUUCCUUGUGAUUUUUGUUUCCUUUUUUUUUCCUCAUGUUCUUGGAAUUUCUGUAAAGUUCAACUCCACAAUGAGGGUGAACAGCUGGACUUACCUCCAACUCAGAGUUUUGUCUGCAAACGUAGAACUYGUUGCAGUACUAGCACCUAUGUCCUUACUCAGCUGCAGCACCUGGAUAUUGGAAUAUCUGUGCACACCCUGUACUGCUUCGUUUCUUUGUGUGUGUGUGAGAGAACUGGUGUGAACAAAUGAGAAGUUCUCUGUAGAUUUUUGUACACUUGAAAAGGCUGCUGAAGUGCAAAGUGCUUAGCUGGUUCUUCUAGCCUUGGAAAGGCUUGGAACACAAGAAGGGUUUAUCUAAAGUACCUGCCAGUGUUUCUGGCGCAGGUAUACACUUGAAAAUUGCCUCCUCUACAGAAAUAAUUCCUUGAAGAAAUCCAGAUUAACAGAGCCAUUAGACUCAUUAUUUGUCUUGGUCAGUGUCUGCUUCUGGAGAGCUGGAUUUGAAGCCUUCUGUUGUCUCACUCAUGACUUUGGGAAACUGAGCAAGGUGAAGAUGUGAUGCUCUUGCUGCAGGUGCACUAGGUCCCUUUGUACAACACAGAUGCUAGUACUGCCUGCUGGGCGAAGGAUGAUCACAUGGAGCCAAAGAGCCUUUAAGAGGGAAGAAAAACAUGACUGCAUGAAAAGUGCAUGAAGCACAGGAAGCUGGAAGACUCUGAAGGAGACUAAGGGAAGUGGCUAAAAGAACCGCUGUGUUAAGGCAAUGUACCUCUGAUCUGGUACAUUUGCAAGCUGAGGAGAGCUCUGUCCUAAAGAGGAAAUGGUAGAAGCUCAAGUAGAGUUGUUCUUAAUUCUGCCUUUUGGGAUGCCUUAUUAAGUCUGUGUGAUGGCAGGCAAGGUCAUCUUGGCUGGUGGCAGAAACAGUGGAGUUGCUUGGCUGCAGAACAACCCUCAGUCUGGAGUUUCCACCUUAAGUGGCAAAGCCAGCUUGAUUUUUGAAGCUUUUUUUUUCUGACCAGUUUAUAUGAUUUUGAGGGAAUUAAAAUGCUUUAAAAUGCAUAUUUAUAGAAAGAAGGGUUGUUGGAUUGUUAAAAUAAGGAGCAGGCAUUUGGGAGUAGAAGCUUUCAUCCUUGAAGUGUGAAGCUGCAGCAAUAGUUGCAGAGUUGUGCAGCUUUUCAUUGCAGCAAACUUACGGCUUCAUUGCUAAAUUUUCUGCUCCUUCCUUUCUGUUUAUGAUUCUCCAUGCUGCUUUGUAUUCAUUGCCGAGUUAGUGGCAUAAUAGGCCAUGUCCUGCUCUCAGUCUUUCUGCCAGGUUAGAAUUUGUGUACAAGCUCAGUAAAAUGACCCAUGAGAUGGAUAAAAAGAGAAACUGGAAGGAGAAAAGCUUUGUUAUAAUUCUCCCUGCARCUUUUGAAUGUUUUGAUGGCUGCUGGCACAGAUAGAUUGUCGGUGGGUAUGUGGUUGCUUCUUGCAUUGCUUUAAAAAAUAAAUAAGAAAACAGUAAAAGGUCUGGAUGAUUUUACCGCCGCACUGAUUUAAAGGAUUCAAGGCAAAAUAGUCUAAUAUACUGAGCUGCAGACUGAAAAAACAGAAGCAGAGGAAAAACUAAUAAAAUGACAGAAGAGACCAGAACCUUAAGAACGAGAGAAAGUUUGGGGAUGUGUUUUAACAGUCUCAACAGCAAGAACCAGAUUGUGCUGAUUCACCAAGGGAAGAGUCACUGUAGAGCAAGAGAUAGAGAAAAAUUGUAAAAAGCAUUACUCACAAAACCAUACUCAAACCAGUGAGUAUGUAAGCUUCUGGCGUUGCUUUAUGAUUACUAGCAAUUACUGUCCCAUCAGGGAUGGUKCAGUUAAGUGUGGGAUUUGUUUUUCCAGCUUUGGAUUCGAUGUCCCACAGGAGGGACCAUUGGACCAGCGCCAAAGAAGCUUUAUAUGAGAGGAUGGCUGCUACAUGGACCAAGGCAAACCGUGGAGGCUGUCUGAGCAGUGUAGAGGAUGUUCUUUUUGAGGGAGUCUUCUUGGAGAUGCUGGAUCUUUCCCAAGACAAAGAGGCAGGAUGCCCUUUCUUGUUGCUUCCAAAAUGCUAAAUCCUUUUGUUCUGCUUCUAUACUGCAAUUCUUAUGGAGGCACAGAGCACUGCUGACCUGAGUGGUGAGCUUCUGACCUUAGCUGGGUAUGCUUCCCUGCUUCUUCCCUUAUAUUCCUUCCCUUCCCCUCAUCGUCCUCUUGCUGCAAAGGCUGAAGAAAGAGGAUAAAAUUAAUGUGUCGCAAUAGGAAAAGCUGCUGCCCGUCAAGAGCUGAAAAAAAUGUCCUUCUGCAACUUCCAGCAGAGGGAAGAGGCUGUGGAUUUGGAGGGAGCUCAUUUUUCACCUGGCUGCAUUCUCUGGAACCCAGACUGCAAAGUCUGACUGUAGAGCACAGUGAUUUUUUUUUUUUCCUGUUUUUGGAGGUAAGGAGUUGUCAAGGACUGCAGAGCACCGAGUCUGCAAGAGCAAUGAAUAACCAUUUAGGUUGCUYUUGGAGGUGACCAGGAUUAUUUAUGAAUCCUUACUGGAGGACCUUUCUUAGUGAAGCAGGUAGGGGGUUGUGAGCAGAGCUGUGAAGUAACCUUGCCAUGUUUGUAUUAUGUUAGCAAGAAGGAUCAUGUCUCGUGUACUAGAUGUAAGUAAGAAAAAUUGCCUUCCUAUAGAAGAGGGGAACUGGAAAACCCAUGUGCUUUUCUAGAUUUAAAUGUCAGUUAACAACAAAGUGUUAGCAAACGCUUUUUGCAAAAMUUAAAAAUUUACGUUCACCACUUGGUGGCUGACAGAAAACUGCUGGAGCUUACGUUCAAACAGAAGAUAAACUAUUUCCAGAAGACCAAGAAGAACCUCUGGAACGAUACUAUGGUUUGAAUAUUUUGAAGCUGAUAAACUACUCUUCCCACUCUCAAAUAUCCCUGGAGGACUAGGAGACAACACUGUCACUUGCACUGUGCACUUUUUGCUGUCUGACAUAACUGCRUGUGAUCCACAGCUGGUGGAAUGGUGUUGGACGUGUUAGCUGUAAUCAUUAGAAAGAUUAUCUUUGUCACUGAAUUACAUGUGCCCACACAUAAUUCCUUUGGAUAAGGUCAUCACCUGAGAGCAUAUGUAACAACAGAAUUCAUGUAGUCACACACAUACUGUCUUUGUGGAGCUUCUUUUGAAGAUUUGAAAUAGAGUGCGUGAACAGUAUGUAUUUUCAAAGCCCUUACCUGCUGUCCAGUGUUAAAUUUUUGAAGUCUUGRCCUCAACAUCUCUUAUAGGAUAAGUUUUAAUGUCCAACCGCAGUGUUUCUCCAUAAAUAAAUGAUUUCAGAAACAGUAAUAAUUAGGCAGUAAGAGCUUUCUUCAGAAACUCUUCUUUCGGGGGUAUUGCUUUCAUUUUAAGGAACUCUGAAUAAAGAAGGGUGUGUGUGUGUGUGUCUGUCUAGAGAGAGACAAAAAUAGGUGCCACUUCAGAUCACAGUGGAGAGUAGCUCCUAGUGUAGUGUAGUUAACUCUGCCUUCAUCUAUAGCGCACCACGUACUAUGCACUCACUGCAGCAGGUAAGGAGUAUCUGCUCACUGGGUUAGGUCAAGUGAAGACUACCUAAAACCCUGCUAACCCUUUUGGUACAACGUUCCUAAGAAAGCAGAACCCUAGUUGGAAUAUUUUCCAUUUUUUUUCCUUCCCCAUAAAACCCAAAAUUGAGAGUAAAUUCAUCUUUACUUCCUGCCUUUUUGGGGCAGAGGGCUCUAGGAAGAGUGACAUGCAGAGAACAUGUCAACGGGGUUAAGCCAAGGGGCCCGUACGGGCAGGUCCAGGCUCCCGUUGUUGACUUUGCUGCAGAGGACUCUGUUCUGUCACACUAAAUCCCAGCUCCUGGCACAAAGGGGAUAUUUGAAGGAAUGUCUCACUGGCCUAGCAGAUACCAGAACUUUUUAUAGCAAUGUGUUCAAAAUACUGCUUGUGUAGGAUUUGUCACUUUUGUAAGAAAAGGAAAAAAAAAAAAAACAAAAAAACAUAAAGCCACAGCCCCACUAUUUGAUGCCGUUACAUACAAUUUUAUUUAAACUACCUCUCAGUGUGAAAUUCAACCAUUAGGAUAGUUUAAAUGGUCUGCUCACUGUCAUGUUGUGUAAGAGUGUAGUGAAUGCCAAACUGCAAAAGUUUAUCACCAAAAAGGAAAAAAAAAAAAUAAGUCUUUGUGUAUAUGUUUGCAAGUAUGCAAUGGCUUCAAGUUAUCRUAUAAACUCCAUAUUGUUUAACCUCUGUAAUUUCAAUCCUGCAAAUUCUAGCUGCUGGACAAUAAAUAAAUCAUAACUGCAAGCUAUCGGUCAUGGUUUGCUGGGUAGCAAUAUGGGUAACAAGAAUUUUGCAUACAACUUUGUCAUUUGACUGUAGAAAGCCUCAUUCACCAAAUGAAAAAAUAAUUUUGUCUGUUUUUUGGUUCUUUUUUUUUAAUUUCUUCAGUACCCAAGAUGAUGAACGGUYGGCUGUAAUGGAUGCGUGCCACAAAUUGCAUUGUCUUUUUUUUGACUCUUGCCUGGAUUUUAAUGAUCRGUUUCUUAUUGCAGAUGUGAAUAUUGCAUAUACAAUUUAUUUUCUGUAUAAU